AUGGGAUCUAAACGAUAUUCCAGAAGAUUAUUAAAAGUGCUUUUUGCGAUUACAAUAUCUUGGACUGUUUUACUUGUGUGGCAAUUACAUCAGUCUAUUUUCCUGCACUCUGACGUAGAGACUCAAAUGAAACAUCCUGUUAUCUGUCCAAAAGCAAAUGAUGAGUUUUCAGUUGGACAUAACAUCAGUGAUGAUGAGAAUGUUUGUGAGAACAUUUCAAAACACUGCCAGUUCCACAAACAGUUUUGGCCCCCUAAGGCUGUACCCGGAGAUAAAGGAUACGGCGGCGCUGGCGUUCAUAUAAACAGAAGUUUGCUCACUGAGAGAGAGAAAAUCAUCUAUGACAACGGCUUGAAAACCUACCUUGCUAACCAGCUGGCCAGUGAGAAGACACCAUUGAGAAGAAACCUUGCCUUGAAAAUGCCAGAAUGCGAAAAUAUAACGUACGAUACAGCAAGUCUACCUACAGCUGGGAUAGUUCUCAUCUUUGUAGAUGAAAUGUGGUCCGCGCUGAUGAGAACGAUUUACAGUAUUCUAGACGCUGGUCCAGAAGAGCUGAUCUCUGAGAUUAUCCUAGUUGACGACGCUUCUCAGCGAGACCAUCUCGGCAAGCCUCUAGAUGACUAUAUUAGGAUCUUCGCUGGAAAAGUCAAAGUAGUUCGUUUACCAGAGAGGAAAGGUUUGAUAGCGGCCCGAUUGGUUGGAUUUGAGCACGUGACAGGAGAAGCUGUUAUCUACCUUGAUGCUCACUGUGAAGUUGAUAAAGGUUGGCUGCAGCCAUUGCUGUACAGAAUCAAACAAGACGAAUCCGUUAUAGCUAUUCCACAUGUUAACGAGCUUCGUUGGGACACAUUUGAGUAUAAGUCUGCUCAAAACAAGGAAUCUUAUGCUUGUGGGUUUGAAUUUGAAAUGAAAUACAACUGGAUUAAAAUACCACACAUUGAUGGAGUUAAACGGAAAAGCCAUGCAGACCCUGUCGCAACGCCCACCCACACUGGUUGUUGCUUUGCCACAUACAAAAGGAACUUUGAGAGACUUGGCAAGUACGACCCAGGCCUUGAGGUUUGGGGCUGUGAGAAUUUGGAACUAUCAUUUAAGGCCUGGAUGUGCGGGGGGCGACUAGAGAUUAUCCCAUGCUCCCAUAUCGGUCACAUGUUCAGGCCAACAUUUCCAUACACAUUUCCCGGGAAACCUUGGGCGAUUGAGAGGAACUGUCUCCGUGUAGCUGAGGUGUGGAUGGACCAAUACAAAGUCUUUUACCAGCACAGACUGUCCCGCAUACAGAAUGAUAUACAUAUUGGUGACGUCAGUGAGAUGAAAGCUCUCAGAGAAAAGCUCAAAUGUCGAUCGUUCGACUGGUAUGUUAAAGAGAUUUACCCUGAUGUCGACAUCCCUAUCAACACAACAGCCAUAGGCAGAAUCAAUAAUGUUCAAAACCCGAAUCGGUGUAUUGAAGCAGAAUUCAAUGUGUUCAUCACUGAAUGCUAUCCUGCUAAACAAGAGCAGUACUUCUACUUAACAAGAGAGAAGCAGAUACGUCGUGACGGCUUCUGCCUAUCGUACAAACAUAGUACCGGCUCUUUUGAAUUUCGUGUAUGCAACAACCAUGUUGCGAAAUGGAAAUACUCUCAGGAAAACCUGAUCAACUUGGAAGGGACUGAUCUGUGUAUGGCCCUAUCAAGCAACAAGUCAUCAGUUGUCAUGGUUACAUGUAACAGUUCGGACACAAGUCAACAGUGGAACUGGCCUCGCGAGAGUAUUGCUUUUGCAUAG
Messenger RNA from Candidula unifasciata, 1773 nucleotides. Lineage: Eukaryota; Metazoa; Mollusca; Gastropoda; Stylommatophora; Geomitridae. The record is from the annotation of a GenBank genome assembly.